Trichoderma citrinoviride is the source of this 1790-nucleotide messenger RNA. RefSeq lists its product as hypothetical. The coding region runs from base 1 to 1788 and encodes 595 amino acids. The transcript has a single exon. Lineage: Eukaryota; Fungi; Ascomycota; Sordariomycetes; Hypocreales; Hypocreaceae. Gene Ontology annotation, cellular component: vacuolar membrane. Gene Ontology annotation, biological process: protein localization to vacuole. The record is from RefSeq and is a predicted model, not a curated record.
AUGAUGGCCUCGGGCUAUGUCCAAGCCGGCCUCAUCUGGCUGGCUUACGCAGUCGCCGUCCUGCUCUGUCUCGGCGCUGCAAUUGUCACCACGUUCACAUGGCAGACGCCCAUCGACCGCUCGGCCAUGGUGAGCAUCGUCGCCAUCGUCAGCUUAACAUCUCUGCUCGCGACCGUCUUGCUUCUUCCGGUCGACAUCGCUCUCAUCUCGACCACUGCGUCCUCGACUCUAGGCGCCAAAAAGGACUGGGCCACGCCAAAGCGAGUCGCCGAUAUUCUCUUCACGCUCAAGGUUGUCUACUACUCGCUCUACAGCUGGGAUGCCCUGCUUUGCCUCAUUGUCAUUCCCUUUGCGUACUUUUGGUAUGAGGAAUAUGACGAGGUCGCCUUUCAGGAGGAGGGUCGCACGUGGAAGAGCCGCUUCUGGGCCGCCGCCAAGUACACGCUCUUCUUCGUUGCUUUCACCGUCGUGCUCUUCCUCUUGGGGUUCUUCGUUCCUGCAGCCGGCGGCAGCAAGGGCCACUGGGAUCUGGACUACUAUAAAUCGCUAUUGUCUCAAAACCACGGCGAGAAAGCUCUGACUUUCGCCGUGGGUCUCUUGAUGACCAUCGGAACCUUUCUCUAUGUCAUUUAUACCAGUGCCGGACUUGCUCUCAUGCCCGUCUCUUUAAUUAAAUCGGCUCCCCCUAUCUCGGCUCCUCAGCUCUCGGCAACGACAGCUUCCCAACUCGAACAAAACCGGGAGCGUCAACGUCAGCUUGAGCUUCGCAAUGCCGGCCGUGAAGAGGGCAUGUCGCGGAAGGACAGGAGGGAGCUGGAUGCUCUCAUUAGAGAGGAGCAAACAUUGGUUCGGCGCGAGCGCCUUGCUGCCGAGGCGCAGGGCGAAGGCAGGAGCCGAGUAUAUCAAAUCUGGCUCAAGAUGUGCGCACUCUUCAGGCCAGUCAAGAUGCUCGGUGGAAUUCUGCUGGUGCUCUACGCCAUUGUCAUUUGGGUGUCCAUGUUCAUCACCGGCAUCGACAAGGCCAAGCACUCGGUCUGCAAGCAGCGUUGCGGAUACAUUCUGGGCCAGGUUCGCGUGUUCCAGCCGAUGAACUGGAUCUUUCUGAAGGCUGCCAAGGCCUUCCCCGUCGACUACAUCCUGAUGGCUUUUCUGGUCCUUGUUCUGUUCAGCAGCUCCAUCUCCGGUAUUGCCGCAGUUGGCAUCCGCUUCCUCUGGAUCCGAAUCUUCCAGAUCCGCAGAGGCAGGACAGCUCCGCAGGCCCUCCUCAUCGCGACGGUCAUGCUGUUGCUCAUCACGCUGGCCAUCAACUAUGCAGUCGCCAUGUUCGUGGCUCCGCAGUACUCGUUCUACGGAACCCAGACGUUCUGCACGAAUGAGCCUGCGUAUCCUGGAGCCCAGCCGGACUGCAGACACCACCCCGAGCUGAUCCGCCCUUGCUCAGACGCUCUCAAAUACAAAAACGCCAAAGACGUCUGUACGCCGUCUAUGAUGUCCACUCUGCUCAACCGUAUUACCAUUACGUGGCCGCUGUUUGGCGCGAUUGAUUUCUGGGCGCAGUACGUGUUCCUGGGUAUCUUCCUUAUCGUCUUUGUUACCGCGCUGGUGCGCACCCCCAAGGUCGACCUCGCCGAGAUGGAUGAGUUCGCCGAGGCGGAUGAGGAAGAAAGCCUUUUGGCCUCGACCAGUCGUCGGUUCGACGCCACUUGGCAAGACGUGAGGGGACAGCCUGGCAGGGACUCGAGAAACGGGCCCCAGCUGAUUCGAGGCUCACGACCGCAAGGUAACUAGCU